AGGCGGUUGCGUCUUUAUAUGUGCGUCGAUUCUGAGAGAGAGAGUGAGAGAGAGAGGCGCGAUGGGGUCGGCGGAGGAUGUGGUGGUAGCGAACAAGAAGGUGUUGCUGAAGCAUUUCAUCCCGUCCGGAGCGCCCAAGGAGACGGAUAUGGAACUGGUGACGACAGGCACCAUCCGGCUGCGCGUGCCGGAGGGCUCCACCGCCCUGAUCCUCAAGAACCUCUACCUCUCCUGCGACCCGUACAUGCGGUCGCGCAUGACCAAGCAUGAGGACGGCAGCUACGUCGAUGACUUCGUCCCCGGCGAGCCAAUAGCUGGUUUUGGCGUUGGAAAAGUUGUAGACUCCAGCCACCCAGGUUUUAAAAUUGGUGACUAUGCGUGGGGCAUGACUGGUUGGGAAGAGUAUAGCUUGAUUACAGAUCCAAAACUACUUUUUAAAAUCCAUCACACUGAGGUUCCACUUUCUUACUAUACUGGUAUUCUUGGUAUGCCAGGUCUUACAGCUUAUGCUGGGUUUUAUGACAUUUGCUCUCCGAAGGAAGGGGAGCGCGUUUUCAUAUCAGCAGCAUCUGGUGCUGUUGGCCAACUUGUGGGACAAUUUGCCAAACAAUUGGGUUGUUAUGUUGUCGGAAGUGCUGGGUCUGAUGAAAAGGUUAAUCUUCUGAAGACUAAGUUUGGCUUCGAUGAGGCUUUUAAUUAUAAGAAGGAACCUGAUCUGACUAAAACUUUGAAAAGGUACUUCCCAGAUGGCAUCGAUAUCUAUUUUGAGAAUGUAGGUGGUUCAAUGCUCGAAGCUGUUCUUUACAACAUGAGAUUAAAAGGACGAAUUGCUGCAUGUGGAAUGAUUUCUCAAUACAACCUUGAGAUACCCGAAGGCGUGCGCAACUUGUUCCUCAUUAUUGGCAAGCGCAUCCGAAUGGAAGGGUUCUUGGUAUUCGAUCACUAUGGCAGUUAUCUAGAGUUUGAAGAGAAGGUUGUGCAACUGAUAAAGGAAGAGAAAAUAAAGUAUGUGGAAGAUAUAGUCGAAGGCCUCGAGAAUGCACCUGUGGCGCUAGUAGGCCUCUUCGAAGGCCGAAAUGUUGGAAAACAGUUGGUUGCAGUCGCCCACGAGUAACAGUUAGAAAAAAAGAAAACCAGUCAGGUGCACGAAGUUCCUGUCAUGUGCGGUACGCCCACGAGUAACAGUUGCUAUUAGUUUUUUUAAACCUUCAUUUGACAAUAAAGUGUUGAAACUUUGAAAGAAGAGGAGGUUGUUCUCUUCAUAUAUAACACAAGCAUCUUUUUUAUAUUUUA
Molecule: messenger RNA, 1293 nt
Organism: Zingiber officinale
Lineage: Eukaryota; Viridiplantae; Streptophyta; Magnoliopsida; Zingiberales; Zingiberaceae
Product: 2-alkenal reductase (NADP(+)-dependent)-like
Exons: 5
Coding region: 62-1114 (350 amino acids)
Molecular function (GO): 2-alkenal reductase [NAD(P)H] activity
Source: RefSeq, a predicted model, not a curated record